AUGUCUUCUUCAUUAGCUCUUACUAACUCGAUUAAAGCCCUUAGAGCUGCUCUCUGGAACGUAUUCUCCGGUCCACCCUCACGCGUACCCCUACCACGCCCGCGACCUCCAGCUCCGCUUGCUGGUGGUGCGUUCGGCGUAAUGGCGACUGAAGCGGAGAAGUUGGCGGUAAACCAAGGUCACACCGCUGAGAGCGUGCAUGCUCUGCCUCCGGCCCCUGCUGCUGCCGCUGGUGGUGCUCCCCCGGCUCUUCCUGCCGCUGCUGCGGCAUCGACAAUUCCUGUCCCACUAGCCCCUGCCCCCCCACCGAGCCUCUGCCUUCCUCGCGAUGUCCCCGUGUCUGGCGCGUCGGCUCCCAUUGCAAUGCAGACGCCUGUGGCGCUGCCGCCUGUCCAGGCUGCCGUGGGGGGCCCCGCGGAGGGGAAGGCGGUGGGCGCCGGCCCCGACUCUGCACACUUGGUGGCCCCCGCGGCUGCACCGGUACAUCCCGUCGCGCAGCGGUAUGCAGAGUCACAGAGUCAUGGUGCCGCUGGGGGCAAUGCGGCGGCGCAUCGGGGGCGAGGUUCUCCUCGGCGUCGCCCCUCCUCGUCGUACCGGUCCGCGCAUCGCGGUGGUCGCGGUGGCUGGUGGGGAGGUCGCGGUCGCGGGCGUGGUGGGCCAAGCGACAUGCAGCAGCUGCGCGAGGAUUUCCUGGAGAUGUGGGCUGCGGCAAUGCGCGCUGCUCUGACGGGUGCGCCGAAUCUUGAAAGCUCGCUGGCUCCUGCUGCAGCAGUGCACGCCACCGCUCCAGUGUAUGCGUGUGCUCUGCCGACCUCCCUCGUGGCUCCUGCGCCAAACGAUCAGGCGUACUCGCAGGUUCAUGCUCCUGCUGCUGAUCGUGCUCUGCCUGCUUCCGUGCGUCCUGUUUCUGCUGCGCCGUAG
Molecule: messenger RNA, 921 nt
Organism: Closterium sp. Naga37s-1
Lineage: Eukaryota; Viridiplantae; Streptophyta; Zygnematophyceae; Desmidiales; Closteriaceae
Source: the annotation of a GenBank genome assembly